AUGGAAUUUGAUAGAAUAAGAAAGCUCCAGGGAGAAAGAAAGUGGCUUCAAUUUUGCUCUAUGAUAAUUGACUCGAUGAACACCCAUCCCAUAGAUAAGCUCCUAGACGUCUUUCUGGAAAGUGCAGGACAGGUGCAUCCUAGGUCAUCUUACGAAGUCUUUCUAGCAUUUUCUGAGAGGCUGGCUCCAGAGGAAGGAAUAAGGGUUCUAGCGCUCGGAAGAAACAUAAUAGAAGGGUCUCUCCUGUACUCGGAGUCCUUUGAGAUAGAGAAGAUGUUCCUAGACAUAAAGAAGUGCCUGCUUCUAGUUGAGAUAAACGAGAUCAAAGGAGUUGAAAAAAUGCUAUUCGAGUGGAAAGGUUUCAAGAUGCCAAGGAAUGUGAGAAUUAUGUACAAUUUCCUGGGUUUCAAAUUCUAUCAAAAAAUUCAGAAUAUCGAGGCGGCCCUUUCCUAUCUUCUUCGGUAUGUAAGUUUAUUGGGCUCUGAAGAGCUUAUAGAUACUCUUGUGGAGUAUGCUUUAUUAAGUAAGGAGUUUUUCAACUUUACCUUGAUAACAUCGUUACCCGGGUUUAGCAAAAUGAGGAACAAGGAUUUGAAGGAGAUAUUCAUGAUGUUUAGGGAGGGAGACAUAAGAGGGUUGGAAAGAAAGAAUGAUGAAUUCAACAAGAUCUUUGGAGACAAUGCCAGCAUAGUCAAGGAAAAGGCAUACAUGAUAGCUUUAAUAAACAUCUGCUUUGCGGAGGCCGAAAAGAAGAUAUCAAUUAAGAAAAUUGAGAAAUCACUAAAGAUACCAAGCAAAAUGGUUAUAUAUAUAGUUUUGAAGUCCUUUGGGCUAGGGUUGAUCAGUGGAUGGAUUAACGGAGAGGAAGGGAUUCUCUACUUUGACAGCCUUAUUCCAAGAGCACUUCAGAAAGAGGAGGUAGUGAAGCUCAAGGAAAAAUAUGAUGUAUGGGAGAAGAAAGUGCAGGAGGUCAUUGCCAUGCUAAAUAACUAA
This is a messenger RNA of Encephalitozoon hellem ATCC 50504, 993 nucleotides long. RefSeq lists its product as uncharacterized. The transcript has a single exon. NCBI's taxonomy places the organism in Eukaryota, Fungi, Microsporidia, Unikaryonidae. Gene Ontology annotation, molecular function: structural molecule activity. Gene Ontology annotation, cellular component: cytosol; proteasome regulatory particle, lid subcomplex; nucleus. The coding region runs from base 1 to 993 and encodes 330 amino acids. Gene Ontology annotation, biological process: ubiquitin-dependent protein catabolic process. The record is from RefSeq and is a predicted model, not a curated record.